Molecule: messenger RNA, 1621 nt
Organism: Brassica napus (rape)
Lineage: Eukaryota; Viridiplantae; Streptophyta; Magnoliopsida; Brassicales; Brassicaceae
Product: 5'-nucleotidase SurE-like
Exons: 9
Coding region: 186-1385 (399 amino acids)
Molecular function (GO): nucleotidase activity
Source: RefSeq, a predicted model, not a curated record
AUUUUACUUAGGACAAAGUACAGUUCACAAAGUAAUCUCUUCCCUCAAGCUUUCUAUCUCUCUUUCCUCCGUUAGACCCGCUCUCUCUCUCCAAUCCCCUUCUUCUUCGUCUUCCCCUUCCUCCUCACUAGAGUUUUUUGAUUCAUUCAACAACAGACCCCACCUCAUCUCUCUUUUCUAAUACGAUGACCUCGAAGAACAACGGCUUGUCUGCCGCGCUUGUCUCCAAUCUCCAAGACGUGCUUUCCAAGAGAAAAGGAGGCAGCGAUGCAUCUCCGUCGGAGGAGGCUCCCUCCACUUCUGUUGCGGCCAAGGAGGAGAUCGAUGAGGACUCAAGACCCAUCGUUUUAGUCACGAAUGGAGAUGGGAUUGAUUCGCCUGGACUCCUCUCUCUCGUUGAGGCUUUGGUUAGCGAAGGGCUCUACAAUGUCCACGUCUGUGCUCCUCAAACGGAUAAAUCGGUUUCCUCUCAUUCUAUGACUCCUGGAGAAACCAUCGCUGCGAGUUCGGUUAUUAUCAAAGGUGCCACCGCCUUUGAAGUUUCAGGGACUCCUGUGGACUGCAUCUCAUUAGGAUUAUCAGGAGCGCUUUUCGCUUGGUCUAAACCAAUACUGGUUAGUAUUUUUUUAAUCAUCAUUGAGAUGUUAUGGUACUAUCUUGUAAUUUCUGCUUAUUUUCUUCAGGUGAUUAGUGGAAUCAAUCAGGGAUCAAGCUGUGGUAAUCAAAUGUUCUACUCCGGUGCAGUAGCUGGAGCCAAGGAGGCUUUGGUUUCUGGAGUACCCUCUUUGUCAAUAUCACUGAACUGGAAGAAAGGUGAAAGCAAAGAAAGUGAAUUUAAGGAGGCUGUUGGUGUCUGUUUACCUCUGAUUAACGCAACUAUCAGAGACAUUGAGAAAGGAGUUUUCCCUAAAGACUGCUCUCUCAACAUAGAAAUUCCAACAUCACCCUCAUCAAACAAGGGUUUCAAGGUGACAAAACAAAGCAUGUGGAGGCAGAGUCAUAGUUGGCAAGCUGUUUCAGCUAACCGUCACCCUGGUGCUGGGAACUUCAUGUCCAACCAACAAAGCCUAGGAGCUCAGCUUGCCCAGCUUGGCAGAGAUGCUUCAGCUGCUGGAGCGGCACGUCGUUUUACAACGCAGAAGAAGAGUAUUGUGGAGAUUGAAUCGGUUGGUGUUGCUCCUAAAACUGAGAGCCGUGUUAAGAAAUACUUCCGCCUAGAGUUUGUGGCUAAAAAUGAAGAACAUACGGAUGAAGAUUUGGAUAUCAAGGCUCUAGAAGAUGGUUUUGUCUCUGUGACUCCAUUGUCUCUACGUCCAAAAAUGGAUUCAGAAACUCAAGCCGCAGUGUCAGAAUGGAUCUCCAAAGCCCUUAACGCUGAUCAAUGAAAAAGGUCAUACUCAGUAAAUUAUGUUACAUGGUUUGGGCAAAUCUGCUAACUCCAUUCUGCAUUUGUUUGUUCUUUGUGGUCUUGUUGUUAUUCAACCAUUGUUUCUAUAUUAUUUAUUUGUUCCUCGUACAAGUCUCGUGGGUUAUUUUAUGUUGGCUUGGUUGAUUUGUCAGUAGCUGUUUGGGAACGUUUUACCUUUGUAAUUGAAAAAGGGUCGGUCUGAGUUUUCAUUCA